This is a messenger RNA of Antechinus flavipes (yellow-footed antechinus), 1737 nucleotides long. RefSeq names its product tubulin gamma-1 chain. NCBI's taxonomy places the organism in Eukaryota, Metazoa, Chordata, Mammalia, Dasyuromorphia, Dasyuridae. The record is from RefSeq and is a predicted model, not a curated record. Gene Ontology annotation, cellular component: microtubule; nucleus; cytoplasm. Gene Ontology annotation, molecular function: structural constituent of cytoskeleton; GTP binding. Gene Ontology annotation, biological process: mitotic spindle organization; mitotic cell cycle; meiotic spindle organization. The coding region runs from base 126 to 1481 and encodes 451 amino acids. The transcript is spliced from 11 exons.
UCAGGCGCUGCGGAGCAUAUGUUGCGCAUGCUCAAUGUGAGUAGCGCGUUGGCUGGCGGGCUAGCAGUAGCUGCAGCGGCUACGGACUGUAGGAGGAGGCUCCUGGGCCGCGGGAGAAGAGAGCCAUGCCGAGGGAGAUCAUCACCCUGCAGCUGGGCCAAUGCGGCAACCAAAUUGGGUUUGAAUUCUGGAAACAGCUCUGCGCUGAGCAUGGCAUCAGCCCGGAGGGCAUCGUGGAGGAGUUUGCCACUGAGGGCACAGACCGAAAGGACGUCUUUUUCUAUCAGGCAGAUGAUGAACACUAUAUCCCAAGGGCUGUGCUGCUGGACCUGGAGCCCCGAGUCAUCCACUCCAUUCUCAACUCUCCUUAUGCCAAACUCUACAAUCCUGAAAAUAUCUACCUGUCUGAACAUGGUGGAGGGGCUGGUAACAACUGGGCCAGUGGCUUCUCACAGGGGGAAAAGAUUCAUGAGGACAUCUUUGACAUCAUAGACCGGGAAGCAGACGGCAGUGACAGCUUAGAGGGUUUUGUCCUGUGUCAUUCUAUUGCUGGGGGAACAGGCUCUGGCCUAGGCUCUUACCUUCUGGAGCGACUAAAUGACAGAUAUCCCAAAAAGUUGGUGCAGACAUACUCAGUAUUUCCCAACCAAGAUGAAAUGAGUGAUGUUGUUGUACAGCCAUACAAUUCACUGCUGACCCUUAAGCGUCUGACACAGAAUGCAGAUUGUGUGGUGGUGCUAGACAACACAGCUCUGAAUCGGAUUGCUACUGACAGACUUCAUAUCCAGAACCCAUCUUUUUCCCAGAUCAACCAGCUGGUAUCCACCAUCAUGUCGGCCAGCACCACCACCCUGCGCUACCCUGGCUACAUGAACAAUGACCUCAUCGGCCUCAUCGCCUCCCUUAUCCCGACACCCAGGCUCCACUUCCUCAUGACUGGAUACACCCCCCUCACCACUGACCAGUCUGUGGCCAGCGUGAGGAAGACAACAGUAUUGGACGUGAUGCGUCGGCUGCUGCAGCCCAAGAACGUGAUGGUGUCCACAGGCCGGGACCGCCAGACUAACCACUGCUACAUUGCCAUCCUCAACAUUAUCCAGGGAGAGGUGGAUCCCACCCAGGUCCACAAGAGCCUACAAAGGAUCCGAGAACGAAAGCUGGCCAAUUUCAUCCCUUGGGGCCCAGCAAGCAUCCAGGUGGCACUGUCUCGGAAGUCUCCAUAUCUGCCAUCUGCCCAUCGAGUCAGUGGACUCAUGAUGGCCAACCAUACCAGUAUCUCCUCUCUAUUUGAGAGAACGUGUCGCCAGUAUGAUAAGCUGCGGAAGCGAGAGGCCUUCCUGGAGCAGUUCCGCAAGGAGGACAUCUUCAAGGAGAACUUUGAUGAGCUGGACACCUCGAGGGAGAUUGUGCAGCAGCUCAUUGACGAGUAUCACGCUGCCACCAGGCCUGACUACAUCUCCUGGGGUACUCAAGAGCAGUGACCUGCUGACUACUCCAAGGACAAUAGUCUUUAUUUACCUGCCUUACUUCUGUGCCUCUGUGAUAGCCUACCUGGCCAUCUUUCUGCCUCAAGGGCUCUAAGGAUGAAGCAUAGGAGAGGCAUCCCUGAUUUCAUUCAUUUGCUAUAGUGUGUUUAUACACACACACCCUCACCCAGGGCAACAGCCCACUGCUCAGGCUUACUACUAUCCCUCUGAUGAGACUUUAUCUCUAAUAAAGCACUGGAUAUAAAAGGUA